Folsomia candida is the source of this 1103-nucleotide messenger RNA. RefSeq lists its product as uncharacterized. Lineage: Eukaryota; Metazoa; Arthropoda; Collembola; Entomobryomorpha; Isotomidae. The transcript has 5 exons. Bases 1 to 627 code for a protein of 208 amino acids. The record is from RefSeq and is a predicted model, not a curated record.
AUGGAGGGAGUGGACACGGGUCUUGCCAUAUCGUCCAGCGUCGUGUUGACGAUUUGCAUCCUGGGGCUGGUGGGGAAUACGUACUUACGUCGGCGCAUUUGUGUCAAGAAGCAUAUUCGACGGAAGCAUUUGUGCCAGAAGCAUUUCUGUCAGGGAGCAUUCGUCUCCGCGCAUACUUGCCGGAAGCAUAAGUGUCUGGAGCAUUGCUGUCGGGGAGCCCUCAGUUUCUGCGACUUUUUUCUCCUCGUGCUCAGCGUCAUCCGCACCUUCUCCAAUCUCCCACUCUACAAAAUUGACUAUGACAAUCCAUGGAUUUCGUAUCCCAUCUUCAUUUGGGAUUUUAUCUGCACGGGGGGCACCAAGUAUUACACGGUGGCCAUCUCUCUCGAGCGAUGUUUCGCCAUUUGCUUUCCCAUCGCGGCGCAUCGCUACAUGACGGAGCGUCGGGCCAGGUGGCUUGCCGUCGGAGUUUUCCUCUUCACCCUGCUCGUCACCUUGGUCAGCUACUUGUACCGGUUUCACUGGGAUGCCACCUCUUUUCACGUCUUUGUCGCAGUGGUGCUUCACUUUGCUCCAUUUCUCGCCGUCCUCAUUCUAAACUUCUGUAUCUACGCUGGGGUUCUUUGAAAAUGUACCAGAAGAAGAGGAAAGCACUGACUGAGACGGAGUCCUCGGAAGUGUCCGUGACGAGGAUGCUGCUCGUGAUCGUGGUUGUUUUUGGACUCUGCUACUCUUUCGAAUUUGUGAGACGCAUUCUCAACUUUACGGGUUAUUUUUCUGACCCGAACCUGACGUACUACGACUACACGUUGAAUCAUUUAGCCGAUAUUUUCUACGUCCUCAACUCCUCAGUGAACUUCAUCAUUUACUAUUUGAUGGGAAAUGCUUUCCGGGGGCAAUUUCUCAAGCUUAUGAAAAACACUUGUGGAUUCGCUCGUCUGCGAGGGGGAACUUCCUGCUCAAAGUUUUCUGAAGCCAGCAAGUCUGCCCUUUUGAAAAUAUCGUCGUCUCAUCAAAAAAACGAAUCUCAAACUGCUACUUGCAUCGACUGAUAUUUUAUACCCAAAAUGUCCCUGUAUUAUUCAUAAUUACUUACUUCAACU